Messenger RNA from Hevea brasiliensis (rubber tree), 1842 nucleotides. Its product is annotated as protein DETOXIFICATION 35. Gene Ontology annotation, cellular component: membrane. The coding region runs from base 140 to 1609 and encodes 489 amino acids. Lineage: Eukaryota; Viridiplantae; Streptophyta; Magnoliopsida; Malpighiales; Euphorbiaceae. The transcript has 7 exons. The record is from RefSeq and is a predicted model, not a curated record. Gene Ontology annotation, biological process: xenobiotic detoxification by transmembrane export across the plasma membrane. Gene Ontology annotation, molecular function: xenobiotic transmembrane transporter activity; antiporter activity.
GAGUCGUGCGUUUCACAACUAACUAUAAGAAAGCACAUGUUUACGAGUGCAAAAACUCUCAGCAAAAAUAGUCAUUCUCCCUCAAGGACCGAGUCUCCGAACCAAAUCUACAUCCUUCACGUGUCCCUCUCUGCCGGACAUGGAGAGGCCGCUGCUUAACGGAAGUCUCACCUCCGGCGACGGAGACUACUUGCCAGUGAGGAGUUUCAAGGAGAUAAAGUCUGUAUUUUGGAUUGAGACAGUGAAGUUGUGGAAGAUUGCCGCUCCAAUUGUGUUUAAUACCCUGUGCCAAUAUGGGAUAAACUCGGUUACCAACAUAUUUGUGGGUCAUGUUGGAAAUUUUGAGCUUUCUGCUGUUGCCAUUUCUCUCUCUGUUAUUGGCACCUUUUCUUUUGGAUUCAUGCUUGGAAUGGGGAGCGCACUGGAGACGCUCUGUGGUCAAGCUUUUGGUGCUGGGCGAGUUCACAUGCUUGGUAUUUACAUGCAGCGGUCAUGGAUUAUCUUAUUCGUGACUUGUAUCUUCUUGUUGCCCAUUUACAUUUUCGCUAGUCCUAUAUUGAAGCUCCUUGGGCAAGAAGAAAGUGUCGCAGACUAUGCUGGAAAUUUUACUUUACUAAUUAUCCCGCAGUUGUUUUCACUUGCCAUCAAUUUCCCUACCACAAAGUUCCUUCAGGCUCAAAGCAAGGUUACUGCGCUUGCCUGGAUCGGCUUCGUGGCUCUGAUCCUGCACAUUCCUUUGCUCUGGCUCUUGAUUUUUGUAUUUAGCUGGGGUACAACUGGUGCAGCCAUAGCAUUUGAUAUUACUAAUUGGGGAAUGGUUGUGGCUCAAGUUGUUUAUGUCAUGGGAUGGUGCAAGGACGGUUGGCAAGGAUUUUCUUGGUCUGCGUUUAAAGAGAUUUGGGCUUUUGUUCGGCUCUCACUUGCCUCAGCUGUUAUGCUUUGCCUAGAGAUUUGGUAUAUGAUGAGCAUUAUUGUGCUCACUGGCCAUCUUGGUAAUGCAGUGAUUGCAGUUGAUUCCCUCUCUAUAUGUAUGAAUUUCAAUGGUUGGGAGGCUAUGUUGUUCAUUGGAAUAAAUGCAGCUAUAAGCGUUCGUGUCUCCAAUGAGCUUGGAUCAGGACAUCCAAGAGCAGCCAAAUAUUCCGUAUAUGUGACUGUAUUUCAGUCCUUCCUCAUUGGAAUUCUUUUCAUGCUCAUCAUAUUGAUAGCCAAGGACUAUUUUGCAAUCAUUUUCACUAACAGCAAAGAUCUGCAAGUAGCCGUCUCCAAGCUAGCAUUUCUCCUUGCCCUCACCAUGGUUCUUAACAGUGUUCAGCCAGUGAUAGGAGGUGUUGCCAUUGGGAGUGGUUGGCAAGCAUUAGUGGCCUAUAUCAACAUCGGUUGCUACUAUAUUUUUGGGCUUCCUCUUGGUUUCCUGCUUGGUUACAAAGCAAACUUAGGAGUGAAGGGAGUCUGGGGGGGAAUGAUAGCUGGAACUGCUUUGCAGACCUUGCUGCUCUUGAUAGUACUUUACAGAACCAACUGGAACAAAGAGGUAGAGCAAACAUCAGAGCGCGUGCGGAGGUGGGGUGGACAAGAAGUGGACAAGGAGAAUACUGUUGAUGGUGUAUGAAAUGUGCCAUUUGAAAAAGCUGUGAACAAUUCUAUAGGUUCCUCCAUUAUUGUUUGAACGCCUCCAAUGGUGGAAACUUUAAACUCUUAUGUAGCAGUUGUUGCUUGAUCUCUUGAUCUUGCCUCUAGAGUUUAAUGCGGCAAUGUACUUGUUCAGCUUGUCGAAAUUUUUAACUGGCAUGAAUGCUUUUUGUUCAUGCUUUUUCUCAAUUAGAUUAUUGCAAGUUUCAGAUA